CUUCAAUCAAGUUGAGCCAUCUCUAGUGACACAAUAUAAAUUCUGUUACAUAAUUAGUAGUACUUUUGAAUUUUGACAAAGUAUGAUUGGCAUUUGAUCAGUUUUUCGUGUGGGUGGUGUAUCAAAAAGUUUGGCAUUUGGACAAGGAAGCCGGAAGUGACAUUUGGAAAAAUGGGUUUCAAAUUUAUUUUUCUUGUUUUGGUUCAUUUAGGUGCAGUAUAUGGUGAUAGAACUAAACAAAGGAUAUAUGUUGAUGUCAAUGGUAUAGGUGCCUGCUUUAGGAGAAUGAAUGGAACACAUCAGAUUGGAUGCACAUCUGAUAUCAAUGGUAAUGUGGGUGUGGUUCACUAUGUGCAAGAUGAAGAUGAUCUCAAUUGGGUAAUGAACAAAGGGCCACAUGCCCCCUAUGCUGUGCUCUUGACCUCUGCUAUGUUUACAGGUGACAAUGUGCGCAAGUUAUGGCAUGGUGGCAAAAUAAAUGGUAUACUUGUGAUCAACACUAACGAAACUGCAGACCCAAAGUCCUUCUCACCAGAUGAUUCCUGUCCUAAUAAAGGCACAAGUAUGUAUAAAGAAGAUGCAGAUUAUCAGCAUUGUAAAACUGUCACCUGGAACCUGGGAGCUACAGGGUUAAUGUUUGAAGAUUUCAAUGGACCAAUCAUAGCCCUUGCAAAUCAAACAGAAGUAGACUACAUAAUCAAUGAUUGUUACGAGCGAUUUAACAAACCUGUAAAUGGUGAGCCACGUGAGUACCCACUAUGCUCGGCUGAACUCAAGGCUAGAAUGGAUGCGGCCAAAGACACACCUACUUGUCAAAGAAGAUCAAACCUCAUUCAGAAUCUCAAUCCAGAUCAUUUCUGUGACCCCCUGGGGGACUACAAUGUUUAUUCAAGUCUAAAGGCCGUAAAGAACAAUGAAACAUUGGCCGUUAAGUCAAUAAUCAUGGCUACAACACGGCUCGAUGGAUUCUCAUUAUUCGACAACCUCUACCCCAGCGCAGAUUCUGCUAUUACUGGUACAAUUGCAUUACUUGCUGCCGCUGAAGCCAUUGGAAAGGUCAAAGGUCAAAUUAUAAAUGAUGAUAGUGCUAAAGAUGUCCUAUUUGUAUUUUACCAAGGCGAAGCAUUUGAUUACAUUGGCUCUAGUAGGCUGGCAUAUGAUAUGUCAAAAGGAAACUUUCCUUAUCAGUUCCAAGAUAAUGGUGGCACAAAAGAUUACAUGAGACUCCACCCAAUAGGUUUGGAUAACAUAGAGAGUAUAUUGGAAGUUAACCAAGUGGGUUUAAGUGAUGAGGGCUCAAUAUGGGCUCAUACAGAUCCUCUCAGCCAGAAGGCACACCCAGAUGUUAAAACUAUGAUUGAACACAUAACUGAGAAACUGAAAUCAAGUGGGACAGUUGCUAAUUUAAGCAUUAGCCAACCUUCAAGCAGUCAACCUCUCCCUCCAGCCUCCCUUCAGAGUUUCCUCAAGUAUACAGCUCUGCCAGGGGUGGUCAUAACUGAUCAUAAAAGUCAAUUCACAAAUCAGUAUUACAACAGUAGAUUAGACACAGCAAUGAAGAUCAAUGCUGACUACCCAGCUGCUGAAAAUGACACGUUUAACUUCACAACUCCUGCUGCUCAGCAAAUUGUAAAGGUCGCAACAACUGUUGCUAAGACAUUGUUUACCCUAGCAACAGGAGUGAAUGAUACAUCAAACGUUGAAGCAGAUUUAUCAUCAGUGAAUAUGCUCAUCUACUGUAUACUGCACAAUCCAAAUUGUUCAUUAUUUCAAGAAAUCUUAGAAAAAAACAAUGCUGGUGUUUUAGCUUCGAGGCCAUAUCCAACAUAUGUAGGGGUUAAUACUAACAGAAAUACACACACAACGUUAGUGCAAAGACUAUUAGUGCAUUACCUCGGAGAUAAGCUGGAGAGUGUUACUGAGAAAAAAGAUUGUAAGGCAGAGACAACAGAUAAGGUGUUUAAGUACCUCUGGGUGAAUGGCCCUAAGAACAGCACCUCGGGAGAGAGGAUGCCCCUGUGUGUAAGAAGCACUACUAACUUCUCUAUAGCCACAUCUCCUGCCUUUGUUAUUGAUGAUUAUAACUGGGCUAGUGGGGAAUAUUCCACAUGGAGUGAAUCUGUGUGGCAAACUAAUGCAAUCAAAGUACGAGUGUUUAUGGUCCCAAGUCAACAAAGACAGAUUGGCACCUUACUCGGGGGACUUGGGCUUUUUAUUCUGUCUCUGGGAAUGAUGGUACUGUUUGAGAAACGUGCUGGUCUCUUAUUCCCGAAUGAGUCAGUAAGGACGAGUGAAUAUUAAUAAUAUUAAAAGAAUUGAAAGCAAGACUCAUUUUGUGUCAUGUGCAGUAAGAAUGAGGGAUAAACUGGAAAAGGGCUGAUUUCUUAAUGAAACGAGAGAUAAUGAACUCCAUGUUAAAAUCACUGGAAGUACCAGAACUCCAGUUUAAAGUGAAGCCUUAGAUCCAGCUUUGACUGAGUGAGAAUUUCAGUAAAAGUAUGGAUUUUUAUAUACAGAUCACGAGAGAAAGUUGGAGACUCAGCGGUUUCACAUUUCCAGACCAGUUUAAUAAUUGUCGUAUAAUUUGUCCACGCUUGUAAUAUAUAUUGGACCCUCUUGUAAGUUGCACUUUCUAGAAAAAUCUAACAAUGGAAUUAAAUGUGAUGUAAUUUGUAUUACCACAUUCACUAGGUUGGAUGAUGAAAUGAUGAAAUUUCUGAGCAAUUUAGUCAAAGAAGAAAUUGAUCAUUUUGAUCUUUUUGAUACGAGAAGGUUUAAUGAAAUACUUAAUGAGGUAUUAAAACAAGAUCAAAGAGAUUAGUCUAGCUACAAGCCCCUGU
Messenger RNA from Owenia fusiformis, 2840 nucleotides. The record is from the annotation of a GenBank genome assembly. Lineage: Eukaryota; Metazoa; Annelida; Polychaeta; Sabellida; Oweniidae.